AUGAUCCCGCUCAAAAAGUGGGGGGGCCGUACCCUCUGGGGGUGGCAUCUGCGUGCGCAGCUGUGCCUUCUUGUUUUGUCGCUGUUUGUCCUCACAAACAGUCUUGCAAAGCCGGUGGAAAAAAAUAUCGUUUUGCACAACUUCUCCGAAGUGGCAACCUCUCCCCUGUCUCAAGCUCCUGGUGUUAAAGGAUACAGGAUUGCAAACAUGGAGGAGGAAGAGACCAGUUUUGUCCAAGGGGAAAGAGACAUGUGGGUUGGCAUUCUGGACCAAGACUUCGUGAUGCAAUCUUCGCACGCGAUGGUAAAUGCACUUAAAAGAGCGUCGAAGUAUAUUUACUCUCGUGGCUUCGUUCGGUAUUUGUUUUCUUCGAACAAAUGGCUUAGCUAUACAAUUGCUAGCUUGGAGGAGAAACUCGUCAUCGUGAAAAUGCUGGAGAAGAUCGCCAAUGGAUCCCGACUGCGUUUCUGGACUUCUCCUAUGUAUUCCUGGGCUGAUAGCCUCUUUAAGCACCCGGUUAUGACUUUACAGAGCGUCGUUGUGCACGGAUUCGAAGAGGCAAUUGGGGGCAUUUCAGGGUUGUUUACUAGCGAGGUGAAGAGCAGCUGCUUCUCCUUCGCGUAUCGGGUCAACUCAAUUGCCCCGUACACAGUUGUAUACCCUGGGGGUAUUCUCGGCAGCAUCAUGAAAGGUCUCGUGCGUUCUUACUUCCUCGUGUUCCAGCAGUCGCUGAUCAACUUCAAAGGCAUCUUUGCUCUCCUCAUCGGUAUCAUCUGCAAAACAAGAAUCAUUCAGGCAGCCAUUAAUGCGAUUAAACCCAUCUUCCGCCUGGCCAGAAGAGGAGCGCGAGCUUUUCAGUUAUUCAAGUCGAAGACGAUCGGCAUGUGGGGAGAUCCAAUAGGCCAAGGACUCAUAGACCGUUUGUUCAAACGCGACGCAGUCGUUUUCACGACAAUUCUCUUCCAAAUGUAUGCGGUUGAUGUGGACCAACAGUACACAGAGGCAGAAGAGAUCAAGAAUGCGCUCUCAGGCGCUGGGGGCUCGUGGGCUUUUGCAGAGGGUCUGUUCGUUGGGGCCGCCGAGUUCGGUCGCGCUUUCUUCGGCUUGUUGAUCAAAUACAGGAAAAGUGCAAAGGCAUACGUACAGGCCUGUGAAGCGUUAAAGAGUGGCAAUGUCGAGAACUCCACUGAAGACCCAGAAAACCCUAAUGGUUCAUCUCCGAGCAUACCGGUCUCUGCGGAUACAAGUGUGGAUAAGCUGCUCGAGGAUGCACUCGAAUUCUUUGAAUGGGCACACCCCGAGGCUUCAGGGGGAGAUGAGCCCCUCACGACGGAACAGAAAGUGAAAAUGUUGCAGAAGAGCUGCAAAAGGAACAACCGCUUUGUUGCGACUUACGAGAAGGCGCACUACGAGUACACGAAACGCGUUAUAUUUCAAAUGAUAAGAGUUUUGAAGUACUUUUUCAAGUACUUCAAGUCCUAUAUCGCAGAUAUCCUCUCUAUUUUCUAUGAGUCGGCCCUAGCAAUGCUCGAAACGAAGCUCAACGAAACAGUAGGCGCAGCAGAAGGAUCCAACAGCCCAGCAGACGAAAUGGUUGCAUCUGAAGCUCCUGGAGCACUCUCGCUCUUCCAAGUCUCCCUUGAAUACUCGGAAACUGCAUCCAAAUAUCGCGAUAUCGCCGUACGCCUUCUUUCGUCGGCUGCGGAGGAAAUACGUAGAGGGUUGGGUGAUAUAUACACGCGUUUCCUGAACAGUCAAGUCCUUCUAUCUAGGGUGGAGAGGAAAAAUGAUCGCAUUCGCGUGCUUGAACUCAUAUCCAAGUGCCAGACUCCAUUGGAAGAAAAGACAGAAGAAGAGAAACGACUCUGCGGCACAACCGUCACGAGCGAGAUCGACCGUGAUGAAUUCAUUGCAAAGUCCCUAGUUGCUGUGAACAUGGCUAUUUCUUCCCCAGCUGACGAUAUCGGCAUGCACUAUUUAGGACAGGAAACGAAGGCCUUCCACGCUUUGGAGAAUUUCGCCAGUGGAAAAAGAAAGCGCAACGUCGAAAGAAUUGCUCAAGUUGCUAUAGAGACAUGGGAUAACGAAGAAAGUGUAAAAAGUCUUGUCGGCCCCCCACGCGACGCAAACGGCAGUAGAAUAUUCAAACCGGACCCUCUGGAAUGCACGAGUACAUUUGUGCCGAUGGAUGGAAACAAAGGGACUCUUUCGUUUUUUGUUGCGGCGGACUCACGAGGAGAACCCAGAGCACACCAAGAUCAAUCCAACUUUUCAAAACGCGAUUUGGCUCCGGCAAUCACACUAACUGGAACAAUCGCAUACGACGACACGCGCAGUGAACUCCUCAGCAUUCAAAAUGAUCCUAGUGCCAUCAGAGACACAAUAGUUGCCAGCUUUGUAGACAAACGGGGACGCGUAGCUGCGGAAACGCUUGCGGGAGUGUUAAUGCUGCUACAUCGGCGCCUGCCCAUCUUCUGGGAACGGAGCCCUGUUGAAUUUUUGCAGCAUCUGACGCCGAAGAUGUUUUUCGACAUUCUUUUUCUGCUUUCUACCCAGGCCUACGACCAGUCUGAAGCGACGGUGACACUAGACGGAAAGCUGUAUACGUUUCCUAAGUCUUUCGGUGCUAUAAAGGAUAUUGCACUUGGUUCGUUGAACAAAGCGAUUGUUCGCAUGCACAGUUUGAAUGCCUCGGAUGCAGCACUGCUAAUUGCCAUGGGCAGUGUUCAUUUUGCUUACAAGAAAAUUCAGAAACACCGGACAGGGAGAACCUCGGUAAUGCAUCUCUUCCUUAGGGAAGUACACCACAUUAUGAACUACCUAACAGCAGAACCAGAAAAACUCAAGGACUUAUAUCCCGAGUGCAACUUCAUCUCCAAGUGGGAAACUCCCCAAGAAGAAGAUGUUCUGAAGUGCGCAAUUUUCCGAUUUAUGAAGAUCGGUUCGCUUACAGAUCGCGGUGACGCGCAGGAAGAAAUCGAAACAUUCGUCAAUGCAUUCGUGGAUAAACUGGCUGAGUUGAAGGGCCAAGUAACGUGGAAAUCCUAUUUGAACCUCGAUUACUUCCUAGACGGCGCCGACAUGUAUGCAAGUACUGCGGCGAAGUACCAGUAUGAAACGCUGUAUAACCAAGUCAACGGCAUACCAGGAAGUGAAGAAGAACAGUCUGAGCUCGCCAAGCUCAUGAAGAAACUCCACCCAGUAUCGCCAAAAGUAAUUCAAGGGCCUCAUUUCAUGGGCGCCCUAAAGUAUGCGGAGGUGAUAACUUACCCCGAUCUCAGCGGUUCACGCGAGGCGCUGAUUGAGACGGCCAGCUUGGAAGAUUUCGGCCACAUUCUGUUGACUCUCGAGACAGUUGCCUCUACGCUCGACAAUCCUGCAGCCAUGUACAACAUUGUCACUCAAUUUAGAUCAAUGCCUGUCUGCAGCCCAGCUGCAAGAGAGGAGUUCGCUAGGCUGACUGAGAGAGCACAAGUGCUCGGCACGGACGUCACGAAGGUGGCCGCAGGAUGGGUGUUGAAGACAAGCGGUAGCGCUGGCAUCCCCAUGGCUCUGGGGCUAUUGGCGCUGCACGACACUGCGGGGGCCUUUGCAGACAAAGCGUUGCAACUCCGGUUUCUUUCCACCGAUGCCCUUACCUACCUCAUCUCCGCCCUCGACAUGGCCUACCUUCUGAAGCAUCUCGGGCCGCAGACCCCUAGCGACAUCGAGUUGAUGCGCUUCUCAAUGAACGCUGGCAGCCCCAAUGCUUUUGUCGUAAAGGCUCAGUGCGAACCUCGAAGCUUGGGACUCAAUACAAAAGAGCCUUUGAAGGUAGAAGACUUGGUUGCGCGUUUAGAGGAGGCUAUCGAUCUGGAAGACGGCCUCCCAGCAGGCAUCUCGAACUCUGAGAAAUGUUCUGCACUGGUUAGCUCUGUCCUACAAGGCCCCAUUACCCCUACGACAUCUCUCCCACAUGAGGCAAUCCUUACCUCGGACGCGUUUGGUCUUUGCUUCCUCCUGCUUCGCCUUCGCGGUCCCUUGGAAGCUGGACAGGAGACAGUGACAAUUGAUGACUUGCUCGACACGAUGUACAUCGAUGGCUUGCCUCUGAGUCAGCACUUAGACUUCUUGCAACAACGCAGGGCCGAUAUGGACGAGCGAAAGUUGAGAGCGAAGUUAAUAGGUCCGUUUUUGCGUCUGCUGCUCAUCACCACUGUUGAGGGCCUGGGCAACAGUAUCGGAGGCAUCAGCUUCAGGUCGUACGACGGAGAAGUCAACUUACUUUCAUUCCAAUAUACCCUGCAGACAGUCUCGCCAUCCAUGCCGCCUGCUGAUGUACUCGCAUUCGCCGCCGACCUCCUUCUUGGGUCCCAACCUGACGCGAAAUCCCGAUUCGUUUCUUUUUCUUUUGACGGUCCUCAGUUCCUCAUGGACUGGUAUCGCUAUGUAGACGUCGAGAAAACGCGCGCGUUUGUUGACGCAGCUAUAAAGCAAAAUGCUGUAGUGAAUUACCCAGCAAUGGCCGGCCUCAGCUACGUGUACAUCGCAACAGACCUCGCCGAUCUAGGGUACAGCUUGCGGCAGAGCUCGAAGCUAGAUCCAAUGGACGUGGCGAGGAAGGCUGCUUUAAAGAUUAUGGAAGAUGAAACCAUCUCCCCCCUGAAGCGCUACGGCCUCGCGCACAUGCUGGUUGGCCUGGUCAGGCACGCGGCGAAUCUGAAGAAAAGGUGCCUUGGCAAGACUUUAGAAGAGUAUGAGGCUUUUACCACCUUCACGGUGCUGGACAGAGAACUCUUCAGAUACGACUGCUACUACAGCCAAAUGUACGAAUCGAGCUCCUUCUCGGACGUGGCCCGCAGCAUCUCCGAGGAAGAUAUAGCAUUCGUGAUGGCGGCACUUGACUCUGCGUACGAAGACGAAGCGAAGACUCUGUACGAGCAGCUGUUGAACAGCAAUAUCGACCACGCCGCAGUAGCGAAUGCGGCGUUCGCCCUUGGGCAGCAGUUCCCCAUUACAGGAAUGGUGGAUGCGCUGACUGUUGAUUUUCUCUCUUGGGUUCGAGAGAAAAAACCCUGGGACGACAUUCUGCCGACCCUCAGGUCCCAUAGAAAAACCCCAUGGGUGGCUACAAGGAAAACGUUAACCCUCGGCAGGCCUGUCACGAGUGCUGAACACCCUCUUCUGAUGAACCCGUAUCAAAUUGUUAUCGACAUUGUAUUCUUGUCCUUGACAGGCUCUGCUAAGAGGAGGCGCUUCCCCAUUAUAGCGCCUGUGAAGCGGAUGAAGGCAUUAUUCGGAAUUUUGAAACCGGGAAGGAAGAGCAGAGCAGAUUACAAAGCAGACAUUCGAAACCGAAGGCAUGUCGCAGAACAGAAAAAACUGCAAUAUAACCUCCUACACGCAAGCGACUAUGCAGACGAACUGAGAAAACUACUAGAAGAGGAAGAAGAACCGCAAGAGGAACAACAAAUGCAAGAACAGCAAGUGGAAGAGCAACAAGAAAUGCAAGAACAGCAAAGGCAAGAACAAGAACAACUGCAAGAACGACAAAAGGAAGAGCAGCAGCAACUGCAAGAACGGCAAAUGCAAGAGCGAGAACAACUGCAAGAACGGCAAACACAAGAGCAGCAACACCUGCAAGAACAACAAGCGCAAGAGGGCCAACAACUGCAAGAACAAAUGAAAGAGCAACAACUGCAAGGACAACAAAUGCAAGAACAAGAAAUGCAAGAACAACAAAUGCAAGGCCAACAACAACUGCAAGGACAACAAAUGCAAGAUCAGGAAAUGCAAGCCCAACCACCAAUGCAAGGACAACAAGCAGAAGAGCAGCAAACAGAACAACUUUUGCCCCAACAAACCCAGCAACCUCAACAAACAGAGGGUUCCGACGAACAACAAACUGUCGAUGACGGACAGGCUUAA
Messenger RNA from Eimeria acervulina, 5907 nucleotides. RefSeq lists its product as hypothetical. NCBI's taxonomy places the organism in Eukaryota, Apicomplexa, Conoidasida, Eucoccidiorida, Eimeriidae. Gene Ontology annotation, cellular component: nucleus. The transcript is spliced from 18 exons. The coding region runs from base 1 to 5907 and encodes 1968 amino acids. Gene Ontology annotation, molecular function: transcription cis-regulatory region binding. Gene Ontology annotation, biological process: regulation of transcription by RNA polymerase II. The record is from RefSeq and is a predicted model, not a curated record.